Messenger RNA from Oreochromis aureus, 4087 nucleotides. RefSeq names its product serine/arginine repetitive matrix 4 (gene srrm4). Gene Ontology annotation, cellular component: nucleus. The record is from RefSeq and is a predicted model, not a curated record. The coding region runs from base 490 to 1002 and encodes 170 amino acids. Lineage: Eukaryota; Metazoa; Chordata; Actinopteri; Cichliformes; Cichlidae. The transcript has 5 exons. Gene Ontology annotation, biological process: neuron maturation; regulation of RNA splicing; mRNA processing. Gene Ontology annotation, molecular function: mRNA binding.
CAGCAUUUAACGAGCCAGACUGUAGGUCCACAUGAUUACGAUUCUGGGAAUGACACAUCUUCGCCGCCAUCGAGCAAAACUGGUGUUUCUCAGGGGAGUGUCACUCUUGACAACAAGAGCAACAGCUGUCAACGUGUGGCCUCGCCAGGGAAGCUAAAGUUCACUGACAGAGACAAUGUCUCUGAUUCAGGAAACUCUGUGACCAGCUAUGCUUCCUUGUGCAAACCUUACGGGGAAGAUGGUUUGUCUGCAACCCUUUUCAGUGGAAAUGGCAAGAGAGAGCAGAUAACCUUGGGGUGUCGGCUAGAGGUUGUGAGAUCCCCAAAGACAUCCAGCUGCUCAGAGAGGAGGAGCGACUUGUCUCAAGGGCGACUGAAAACCCGGUCAUCUAGCAGCAGGAGCAGGAGCAGAUCCUCAGGGAGUUCCAGAUACUCUGGACGCUACUCUCGAAGCCCCUCGCUUUCAUCUUGCAGCUCAUACUCACGCUCCAUGAGUAAUUCAGCUGAUCUGAGGCGAAGAGGAAGCGUAGCCAGCCUGAGCUCCCGAGGAAGCUACUCGAGAUACAGUCCCGACAGACUGCGAGACAGAAAAAGAACAGCUAGCUCCAGAGAGACAGAUGCAAAGCAUACACAUAAAGUUAGUGGGAAGAGGCGAAGACGCAAAUCCUACUCUCCUAUGAAGAAAAGGAGGAGAGACUCACCAAGCCAUCUGGAAGCACGGCGAAUCACAAGUGCCAGGAAGCGACCCAUUCCUUACUUCCGACCAAGCCCAUCCUCUAGCAGUCGGUGCACCAGCGUGUCAUCCUGGAGCAGCCUCUUCACUCGCAGUCGCAGCCGCAGCCCUCUGUACAGCAUCAGCCGCAGCAGGAGCAGGAGCCAGAGCCACAGCUACUCCUCCUACCGGAGCUACAGCCGCAGUUCAUCGUGGAACUCAGUCUUUGGGAGCCGCAGUCGCAGCCGGAGCCGCGGUUCGUUGAACAAACGGAACAAAACCAGGCACUAGGUUUCUCAACAUUAGGAGACCAAAUCUGCAGUUGUGGUUCCCGAUGAGAACGAGGACAGCGGCUGUCAGUGCAAUCAACUGUGUGUGUCUCAGUGCUCAGCUUUGAUGCUUGAGUGGAAAUGUCCUAGCAGUGGUCCAACCACCAUUGAGGCAGUCAUGUUCACUCUGCCCACAGACAGCUAGGAGACUGAAUGUCUUUUUGUCUCUUUUGUUUUUGUAUUGCAUCCUUUGCAUCUGCACUCAUAAUGGCCUGAGACUGUUCAUCUCCUAGAUAUUUACAAUACAAACUGCAUAUAAGAAACAUUAUUACUGAAUUUAGUCACCUACCAUCCCUGUUCUAUAUAUUUCUGUACAGAUGUCUGUACAUUUCACUUUGAUUUAUUUCUGCAAAUGCUUUAACAGGCUGUUAUUUAUUUCAUAAUUUAUGGCACAUAAUGCAGCUUAGUAAUGGGUUCAACAAGCACUGAAAUUACCUCAUUCCCAUUUUGAUUUUGAAUUGCAAUAUAUGUUUUAGCCAUAUGCAAGUGCACAGUGCAUAUGGUUAACAUGUAACUAAUGUUUAACAUGACAUCAAGCAUUUAGCAUACCUGUGUCCUAGUUUUUGCACUAAUAGAUGAAGCAUAGAGGUAACAUUUGAGCCGUUUGAUCCACUUACAAAUGAUUUCACAGGGAUCGUUAUCAGGAAUAAAGAGAGGGUUUGUCGCUCUGAUCUCAACACUUCACAAGGUGGAGGACAAACAUGUUUCCCCCUCCUGACAGCAAGCAAACUGGCUGUCAGCUCAAAUGUCAAAUUAAUCCAUCCUCUGAUCAAGUGGAAAACAAUUGAAAUGUCAGUCCAUGUAGUAUAACAGAGAGCGAUCGAAACAAGGGGAGAUUCUUUUGACAAAACAUCUGAUGAAUUUGUUUUGAGAAAAGGGUGUUUUAAAGAUAAGAUGAUGAACUUUUUUUGUGCUCCAAAGCAGAUCACAUUUGUAGCUAUGUUCAUGUAGGGAAUAGUCUCUGACUUUAUUUGCUAGGUUGUUUUUUUUAAUUAGGCACAGAAAAAAGCUGUACUUUGCUGAAAAUUAGUCUAAAUUUAUGAACAGCACACAUUCCCAGUUUAUUUGGAAAAUUGUGUUCUUGCUGCACCACUGGAAUAAAACCCAUAAACCAUUUUAUUUCUGAGUUGUUACUCAGCAGAAGGUCUAGUUUUGAGUUGUGCAGCGCUAUACAUAUUUAUUACUCGACUAAUAUUUAUUGUUUCAUUUUAACUCUCAGUAGUAGUCAGUCUUUCUAUGCAACACUGUCACUUUGUAGUUUUUAUGACACUGCUGUAACUGAUUUUGUUGUAAAUUAUAAUCCAGCUCAUACAUAUUGUUCAACACAGACUGGAUGAAAAACUGCAGAAAAUGGUGGAAAAUUAUCCUCACUGUCUAAGCUUUUUAUCUUUUGUGUGUUUUUAAAGCACAAGUAAGACAUUUUUGUAAAAUAUGCUCAUCUGCUUUCUUGUCAAGAGUUUAAAGAUCAAUACCACGCUCAAGUCUGUUUCCUAAAUAUAACACCACAGCUAGAAGAUAGCCUAACUUAUUAAAAACACUGGAAAGAAGGAGCAGCAACUAGCCAAACUAACAAAAGGUAACAAAUCUUCCACCGUGUUUGAAGCCUGAUAAUUACCAACUUACAUUUUAUACAGUAAGACAAAUUUUUUAAAACUAGUAAAUGAUCAAAAGAAAAUUUCCAUCUGCAGUAAUUGAUAUUUCUUGGCAUGACUCUGUUCUGGGAACUCGCUGCCUUUUCGUGUCAAAACAGAAAAAGAUGGGACCAGAAGCAGAACAGGGUUGACAUUAGGGGUGACACUGAUUAGCCAGAAACAGCACGAGAGGAGGAGCUAGGGUGGGUUGCAAAGUAGCUUGCAGGUGUACAGCAACUGUGCACAGACUAAAACAAGUUAAACAUACUGUAAGCUAAGUGGGUGUGUUGAAAGGUGUCAGAUAAGGCUGACCUGGGAGCAAAGAGAUCAGUGCAUUUGCUGGGAUUGUGUCUGAGCUUGAGUCUGUGGCCUGACUGAAGUAAAGCUAUGCACUCCAAGGUUACUGCAAAACAAAGAAAACUGUUAAUUAGUGGGUAUUAAAGCUAGUAGGUGGAAUGUGUUACUUUUGGAUAGAGACACAUACCUAUUUCCUGCUAACCAGCAGCUGAUCACUAUGUCACAGACCUGAGCGUGGUAAUGUUCUCAUUUCGCGUGUGCAUCUCCUAAGAUAUCAAACGAUUUCUUCAAAGUUAAUUUUGAGGGUGAUCCAACUCUAUAGUUUCAAUCUGCAAAAAAAAAAAGUUUGAAGUUGCCUUGGCUUAUAAUUAAGAGUUAUAUUUCUCGAUCAUUUCAAAUCCAUCAUCCUGUCUGCGUAACUGCUCCAGGCCUGACAGACUGCUCUCUAUGCACUCAAUACUCUCAGCUUAUUUCCCUGAAUGUCAUCUAAAUUGGAGGAAUGAGGGAAAUAUGACGCAGGAAGAGGAAGGAACUUGGCACAGAACUCAUUCAUAAACUAUAAACUGAUGAUGACUCGUGACAAGCAGUGUUGACUGGAGCCAUGGGAAGAUUUGUGCAGUCAAGUUGACAGAUUUUUCUAGAUGGGCACCCAGGGCAAUGCCCCCCCCCGCCCUCCAUUUCUCAAUGUAAAGUUUACAUCAGUUCUUGUGCAAAAUUAUUUUGUAUAUGUGGUGUAAAUAUGCAUCUGCAUUGUAUAAAUUAUACAAAGGGUGUGACUAUUUCAUUUGGAGAAUGUGAUUGGAGCCUCCUUGGAUGUUAUGGAUAAAAUGUAUCAACCAGUUUAAGAGGAAAAAGAAGACGAUAUGCAUCAGUCAACAGACUCUAGCUGUCUUUGUGCUUAAGGUCCCUUUGAUCAUGUCUUUUGCUAUUUUAAGAAUUCCAAUAACAAGCUCAUAUAGCAAUAGUGAUUCUAUGUUAGUGUAAAAUUAUGCAUAUUCUCCCCGUUUUCCACAUGAACGAGCAUACCGAAAAAGCAUAUUUUUCAUACUGUCACGUUUUAUCUUGCGUCAGUGUGAACUCUACAUUGUAAUGUCACCUUGAAAUUGAAUCGCCCCCUCU